AUGAAUAGGAAUAGUGUUAUUCAUAAUACUUUAUCUAAAACUAUUUCUACUUUAAAUUUUUAUCCAACUAAUAGUAAAGAAGAAAUAGAUUGUGAAUUAUAUUGUGAAGAUAUGUCAAGUCCAAGUUUUAAAGAAAGUGAUGUAUCUAUUCCCUCUAGUCCAGAUAGCAUUUCUAAUGAUCGAUCAUUAAAAAAACGUGGAAGACCACGUAAAAAUGAUGAACAAGAAGAAGAAGUUAUAAUGACUCAAGUUUUGAGGAAAAGGAAAUAUGCUAGAAAUUAUCGUGAAACACAACGAAAAAGACUAGAACAAUAUGAACAUCUUCUUAAAGAACAUGAACGUCUUCAUAAAGAAAAUGAAAUUCUCAGGAAUCAAUUAAAAGAAUAUACAGAAAGGGAAAAAUUGUUAGAAAUUCAAAAGCAAUCACAAAUAAAUAUUAAUUCACUACCUAAUAACAUAACAGAUUUAUCUUCUGCUGCUUUAAUUCAUCAAUUUUUGUAUAAUCGACAAUUAAAUAUACCAGUAUCAUUUUCAAUGACAUAA
Strongyloides ratti is the source of this 543-nucleotide messenger RNA. RefSeq lists its product as hypothetical. NCBI's taxonomy places the organism in Eukaryota, Metazoa, Nematoda, Chromadorea, Rhabditida, Strongyloididae. The transcript has 2 exons. The coding region runs from base 1 to 543 and encodes 180 amino acids. The record is from RefSeq and is a predicted model, not a curated record.